This is a messenger RNA of Diprion similis, 2132 nucleotides long. Its product is annotated as fibrous sheath-interacting protein 2. Lineage: Eukaryota; Metazoa; Arthropoda; Insecta; Hymenoptera; Diprionidae. The record is from RefSeq and is a predicted model, not a curated record. Bases 286 to 1707 code for a protein of 473 amino acids. The transcript is spliced from 7 exons.
CAAAAGAACUAAAUUAUGAUCGCGAAAAAUACGUUCAUACGACACAGCCUUCACAUCGUUUUGUAAAAACAAAAAAAAAACUUUCCUUGCACUCUCGUUUUUCAUCUUUGAGGGACCUUCAUUUCUACUCUGAAAACUUGUCAAGACCAAUAAAUUAUGAUGUCAAGUUUCAUUAUAUUAUUUUCAUAAAAACGUAACAAAUAUAAAAAUGGAGCCUUCUCUUGCUUUUCGCUAAUCUUGUAAUUGAUUUGUGCUUGUAAAAUUGACAAAAACAACCUAAUCAGUAUGUCUUGUCGAGACAAAUCUGUUGUGCUUGAAUUAAUGGCAUUGAAGAAACCAACAGCUUUGGACGAACUUAUUAACUCAGUACCAAAGCCUAAAGGAGCAACACCAAAUUUCGGUUUACCAAGAUGGAAAGUCAUGCCAUUAGAAUCAAAAAUUCCAAUGAUCCCUGGCCCCAAGGGAUCUUACCACUUUACUCGAAACAAGAUUGGAAAAAAGCUUUGGGUCGGUUCUGUGGAUGCACAAUUUGAUUUAAGUGAUCCAUACAAUUAUGAAGCAGAGUGGAUCUACGAUCCGUUACACGACGAACAUCUAAAGAGAUUUUUUUCACGGCCUAUCAACAUUAGCAGAAUGAUGAAGCUCGGAUUGGUAACAAAAAAACUUGAUGCAAAGUGUUCGGUAAAAGAUUAUAAUAUGUAUAGAAAAUACUUGAAGAAAUUAUACAAUGACAGUAUCAAUCUAGAAAUCAAACAUAGGGCGAGUAUGGAUUUAGAAAGAAAAACUUUGUACUUUACUGAGAAACUUGCUGAAAAAGAUGUUGAAAGAAUCAAGGCAAGAGAAACAAGGAUGGAAGCCACAAGUUUGUUGCUAGAAAAGAACAGACUUGAAGAAGAAGAAAAGAUGCAGAAACAGAAAGAAAGACAAAUAAAAACUGAACAGAGACUUAAAGAUCUUGAAUUAAGAAAAAUGCAGGACAAAAAAAUUCGCAUUCAAAAGGCUUGGGAAGAAGCAGAGAUUUUGAGGCGAAAACGUGAAGCAGCUGCAUACAUUGAGCGUCAAAAAAUAGUCAAAACAUUGAAACAAUGGAGAGACAGUGAGUAUCAACGUAAAACAGCUAGGGCACGAAGACAACUUGAGGAGAAGCAAGCGAAGCAAAUGGCUGUGGAAGAAAAAUGGAGGCUGAGGCAAGAAAUGCAAAGAAAACAAAUGGAAAGAGAAAAGUUUUUACAGCGGUGUUCAAUUGAAAAACGUGCAAUUAAUAUCAAAGCAUACGACGCUAAAGUCAACAGAGAACGGGCAAGAAUGCAAAGAAUGGGAGAGCAGUAUAAAAUGUUCAUAAAAUGUUACGCAAGUAGGCAUGUGGCUGGUCAAAGAGAUGGAACGUGUUGCAUAAAACUGCGUCAGAAGCGUAAGAUGAAUGGGAAGGGCGACAUCAAUUCAUGUUCCGGUAAAACAUAUAAGUAUAAGAAUAAGAAGCCGGAUACUGAAAUGAAAGUGCAUGUUAAGAAGAAAAAACAAAAGAAACGGAAACACAAGAAAAAGAAACGAAUUGUAAAACCACUGUCACAGCCUGAGCCUGAGGAAAUGUGCACAGGAACUGAAACACCUUUUUUAUGCAUACAAGAACAACCUGUAUCGAAAGAUAAAUGUGAAUGUGAGAAGGUCAAGGCAGAAUGGCUUCAACGCCAACAAAUCAGUACUUAAUUUUCGGAUUUUCAUAUCAUCCUAUAAAUAUUUAAGCCAUGUCUGGUAUAAUGAACAAACUUGGCAAAAAAAUAGAAUAAUAAUUCAUGUUAUUAAUUGAGUUUACGUAUAAAAGUUGUGCCUGUGAUCAUUCUAUAAUAUAUAUUAGUUCAAAAGAAAUUCUAAUUGAGGCAAUCAGCGAAACGUUUACAAACAGUCUUUUUAUACGAAAAAUGGAUUGAAAUUUUAUUCAUUUCAUUGAAUGACUUGCGCUGAGUUUUACUCAUAUAUCGAUACAAGGGGGUAGAUACCGAAAAAUCUUGUAGUGCUUACGGAAAUAGCUCGUUUCACAGCAGCGCAGAGAGCAAAGUAUCCAGUAUUAUUUUGUACUUUCCAUUUUGUAUCAUCUCCUUCAGGCCAAAAACAGAAAUUCAAAGUAUCCAGUA